Molecule: messenger RNA, 2808 nt
Organism: Acanthamoeba castellanii str. Neff
Lineage: Eukaryota; Discosea; Longamoebia; Acanthamoebidae
Exons: 18
Coding region: 1-2808 (935 amino acids)
Cellular component (GO): guanyl-nucleotide exchange factor complex
Source: RefSeq, a predicted model, not a curated record
AUGGGCGAUCACGAGGACGCGUCGAAGCGAGAGGAGGGGGGAGGGCCAGGGGCGCCUUCAUUUACGGAUGAUUUCAUAUGCGUGUCCGAGUUCUCAGAGAUCGUCGGCCCGGUGCCCCUCUUCUGCAUCCCUGAGAGCGGCAAGGGGUCCUUCAACAUCGAGAAAUUCGUGAUUCGCAUUAUGGCUGUCGAUUACCAGAACAAGAGCUGCGACCCUGGUGCCUUUGUCGAUGACACACAAGUCGUGAUCACCGAGCCCACAGAGAAUGCAUUCGCCUACGUCUCGCGCAUCUUCAAGGCGGGCAACCAGCUGGUGUUUUUGGAAGAUCUCAAGCACAGGCUGGCCGAUCUCUACCACACACGGGAGAUCCUUCAACAGAAGAAGAGCCGCAGCUCUAACAACUCCGGCAACGCCGAUCAAGACCAAGAGCUGCACGGCUUCCUCAACGCUGAAGACCCGACCGCCUUCUCCUUCAUCCCUCCCACCCCCAACAUUGUAAAUGAAACGAUCAAGGAGAUGGAGUCGAUCAGGCGGCGGUUCCAUCACAACAUACUCAAGAGCCACAACAGUGACACGAGAGGCGGGAAGAACAGGCUCGGUGGCAUGGACGACAAUGUGCAGCGGGAGUACUCGCAGUUCGAGACCGAAGACGAAGAUGACGAUGACGACAUCUUCAUGGAGCCCGAGUAUUCGAUCGGAGGCGAUGAGAGUGUAAAUGAACAAUCCGGGUCAAUCGAGGCUACAGCAGAAGCUGAUGGCGAGCGCAAUGGCGAUGACGACGAAGAGAAUGCCGAAGGGGAGGAGACCUUCGAUGGCGCGAAGGAGUGCAACAGCAGUGACGAGGAGGAAGACCUUCGCACCGAGGAACAUCUGCUGGCCAACCUCUACCAGCAGCUGGGCAUGCGCCUCCCCGAGACCGACUACAAGGCACGCCUGCUCCCCACCAGGCAGCACCAAUCGGUGAUGGCUUUCCCACAAGUGUUGAAGACUCUGUACAAAGGAAGGCGUUACGAGACCAAGCUGCGCGAGCUGGACGAGCUCUGCGGCAAGGCCUACCAGCAAGCCCUCGAAAAGCUUCACAAGGUCCACUGCCACUAUUCGCGACCCAGCAUCGUCCUCGAGCUCGAAGAGGAGGAGUUUUGCUACGCCGAGCCGUCAUCGUCGCUGCUGACGUUCGGACGCAACAUCGUGUGCAAUUUCAACCUCGAAGCUUACAUGCGCUCGCCCCACAAACGAAGUUCUGCGCGCGACACGCCGCUGAGCUCCUUCUCUUCUUCGCCCUAUGUCACACGCCGCAGUUCCAUCUCUUCUCCCACGAUGAAAGACGUGGGCGAGAGCACGUCAGAUGGUUCGUCGGGGGCGUCGUCGUACGACUCGCCGGCACAGCUGACACCGCCCACGGACCAACCGUUGCUCUCUCCCGAACCUUUCGACGAAGCCAUCCUCACCCGAAAACUUAUGGGACUGGAUGGGACGAAUGUUGCGCCACACGUGCUUGUUUGCCCGCCGGAGAGGGGAACGCCACCAGCACUUGCCGGCUCCACUCCCGACCGAAAGAAGCCGCCCAAGAACAAGCCGAACCUGGAAACGUUCGCGAGCACGCUGUGGGACUGUUCAACGGUGAACGCGGGGAUGGGCGUGACCAAGCUCAUGCGAUACAACUUCGUGCGACACCUGGUGUACUCGCUCCUCAAGGGACGACCCGUGAUCAUCUACGGCACUCCACAGAAUGAAAAUCUCGUGAGGGAAUUGGUGUCGGCAUGCUCGUUGUUCGUGCCUGGCUCCGGACGAGGCGCCAAUGCGCUCAUCGCUUCUUGGCGAACGAAGCCCAUCCACAUGAGCGACCUCGCAUACCUCAAGCUGAUUGGCCUCUCCAAGCGAGUCACCAUCCCCAAGGCCGUUGAGCGCUACGUCUCGAUCUUUGAUUAUGAGAACGCACAGUUGCGUUGUCCACCCUACACGAAGGGCACCCUCGUGGAGAAGAUCCUGGGGCUACGCACGCACUGGCCGGACGAGAAGACGCACCUGGCCUAUAUUCACUACAAGCUGCUCGAGGUGGCGACCCAGGCGUGUCUCUACUACCAGAUGUGCUGCGUGACCAACAACUUCAACCACACCUUCCCGCCGGCGUCGUCCGUACCCGGCUCCCUGCGGGGCAACAUCCAACAGACCUACUCGGCCGACGUCACCGUGAGUCUCCGAGAAAAGAGCGGCAGCGUGUCCGGCCCUGCCUCGUCGGCUAACAGCGGCGUCAGCGGCAAGGGCAGGAGCGAUUCGAGCCCACGUGAGAACAGCAAGCUCUCGGGGGCGAGCAGCGGCGGAGGCAUGGGCGACGACGGCGGUCGCGAAAGGAGUCAGCUCGACGAGGAGGGCCAAGAGCCCGCCACACAGAAGCGCACGUCGACGCUGGGCGGGUAUCCCGGCUACCAGGCCAACCCGGAGCGGCUGGCCGCUGGCGCCCCCGGGCCGCAGUCGCGGGCCAAUGCCAAGCCAUCGAUCGGUGAUGGAGGCAGCGGCAAGGGUUCGAUGUACCAGCGAACGUACCACUCUGAGGGCCAGCUGCCCACCGUCAACGUGCCCACCGUGCCAAGCUCUGUCAGGGAGCAAGCCAAAUUGAACUUCUUCCGACAGACUAAGGUCAAGACGCACGACAUGGCCAUCGUUGAGUAUUUUGCGGAGGUGGUCAAGGAACAGCAGUCGCUGGAGAUGCACGGCCCUGGCGCGCAGGUGGCUCCGGUGAUUCAUCUCGACUACACGCCCUGCGCACUCUUCAAGCACACCAAGGAGAAGGGCAAAGGCGGCAAGUAA